Molecule: messenger RNA, 1701 nt
Organism: Thyridium curvatum
Lineage: Eukaryota; Fungi; Ascomycota; Sordariomycetes; Thyridiales; Thyridiaceae
Exons: 1
Coding region: 1-1701 (566 amino acids)
Molecular function (GO): FAD binding; oxidoreductase activity
Source: RefSeq, a predicted model, not a curated record
AUGUUUAAGAUCAAAGACUUUCAAGGGAUGCAAUACCCCCGCAAUGGCAGCUCCCAGGACUACUCGUACUUCAAUGAGCAAUACGCUACCUCAACCUAUCAGAAGGACCAUGAUAUGAACCCGGCCCUUAUUGUCCAGCCGAAAGAGGAUGAGGAUGUCAUCAGGGCUGUCAAUUGGGCUAGGGACAACAAAGUCGCCAUUGCCAUCAAGAGCGGCGGACAUCAGUACAGUGGUGCUUCUUCAACUGGCGGUAACAACAUCCAAGUCGACCUCACCAACACAUAUAAGGAUAUGAUGAUCUUGGAGGCCGAUGGGGUCCCUGAGGACCGAGCUUUGGUCUAUGCUGGUGUCAGUAACCAACUUCAAGAUUUCCUUGCAUAUCUUCGACAUAACGGCCUUUUUGUCCCCACUGGACAAUGCGCCUAUGUGUGCGUGGGUGGCCAUGGCCAAACUGGUGGCUAUGGCCAGCUCGGACGCAGUUUCGGCCUUUUCGGCGAUCAUAUCAGAGCAAUCCGCAUGGUAGAUCACGGCGGGGUUAUCCAAACCAUCACCAAGGAGAGCAAUCCGGAGUUAUUCUACUCUAUCCUCGGCGGCAGUCCGGGAAACUUCGGCAUCAUCACACACUACACUGUCGAAGUGUACCAAGGCAAGAGCUUCGUAGGAAGCAUUGCAGGUCCAAAUGGGUUCAAGGGUCCCCAUGGCAUGAAAGGCCUUUGGAUAUACAAACGAGAUGUCCUCACGAAUCUCCUCAGCAUCCUGGCAAAGAUGUCUGAUGACGGCAAUGCGCCAAGGGGAUUCGACCUGUGUGUCAGCGUCCUGAGCAUGGACUUUCCCGUCACGAUGUUGUUCCCUUCUUUGAAGAAUGACACACUGUGGCAGAAAAUUCAGAACAAGAUCAAGUCAGCUCUUGCUGAUGACGUCCUCGAUCUGCUUAACGGAAAAUUCCCCGCAGCCAUCGUUCUCUAUGCACAAUGGUGCCCAACAAGCACGAGUGACAAGUACGACACCAGUGUCGACAAUUGGUUUCAGCAAUUCCGCAAUCUCGACAGCCUCUGGAAGGAUCACACUCUAUUGCUCAAUGAGUUCGAUCAAGACAUGUCCCAGAUGACCGCGAACUGGGUCUUUCCUAAGAAGCGGGAGUUUGAUCUUCCAUAUGUCAAGCGUACAUAUGCUACUCAAUCGACAACACUCGACAAGGACGGGUGGGCAAAGGCGGUAGUUGAUCGCCUUGAUCUAGUCUACAACCCUCGCCAAAAGUUGGACAAUAGUCAAGGGGAUGCGGAAUAUGAGGUCUAUGACCAUUGCAAGUUGUCUGUCCAGAUCCAGUACUUCGGGGGUGUCAAUUCCCGUUUCUAUCAGAAUAGAAACAACGGAACUUCUUACAGCUGGCGAGACUCGACAGUUGUGCAGACAUUGGAUUGCUUCCACGACCCCGGAUCCAAGUACGAAUACUAUGCAAACGGCUGGCAGCAUGCAAAUGACGCCUUGAUGAUUGGCCCCUCGAGUCCUUUCAGCAAGCAAGAUAGGCGUCUGCUCUGGGGAUCAUGGGGUAAUUGGGACUUGGGAGAUCCCAAUAUCUGGAGGGCGUAUUAUGAGGAUGCGAGCAAGUACCAGAGGCUCGGUCGAGCAAGAGCCAAGGCUGAUCCAAACGGUACCUUCACCCCCAACGUGUUCUCUGUCACUCCAGCCCUGGACAACUGA